Molecule: messenger RNA, 2931 nt
Organism: Thecamonas trahens ATCC 50062
Lineage: Eukaryota; Apusomonadida; Apusomonadidae
Product: group VIA2 phospholipase A2
Exons: 1
Coding region: 127-2808 (893 amino acids)
Biological process (GO): positive regulation of ceramide biosynthetic process; lipid metabolic process
Cellular component (GO): mitochondrion
Molecular function (GO): protein binding
Source: RefSeq, a predicted model, not a curated record
CUCUGUUCUGAGAGGUGAGGAAGGGAGACAGAGCCACAGCGAGACAGGCACACAGGUACAGGCACACACUACCAGCGGUAUCUCUCUCAUCAGGCAUCAGGGCUCAAGUCAGCUACACACUACGCCAUGGCUGGACUCAUCAGGCGCAUGACGUCGGCAGCCGCCGAGUGGCUCUCGUCGUACACCAGGGCCGACGAAGCCUCCAACACCAGCAAGUUCAAGACCUUCCAUCCACCCGAGGUCUCGUUUGCUCCACCAGCGUACAAUGCUGUGGCACUGCUGCGGUGGGCAGGAAGCCGGACAUCGACGUAUCGGUUGGUUGUGGGCGGGUACAUCAUCAACGAGUACGGCUCGUCGCUCCACGGCGUCUCGUCAUCGUCCAAGACCUACACCUCGAUGCUGGAGGACUACGAGCGCGCGGUUUGGCUUGAUCCACUUGUUGCCGCCUAUAUAUCGGCGCCGCCACUGACUGGACCGCCGUCGCCGGCCACCUCGCAGUUCCUCAGCCCGAUCCGCAAGUACAUUCUCCGCAAGGAUCUGCCGGGCUAUCUCUCGGCCCGGACGACGCUCGCCACGCCGCCGGCCGACCAGGUCCUGUACUUUGCCAUUGCGUCUGGCUUGCUUGACUUUGUCGAGUUUGUCAAGACCGGCGGCUCGCUGAUGACUAUCCGUGACUCGCUCGGCAACACACCGCUGCACAUCGCCAUCGAGCUGAUCGGCGAUCCUGAGUUUGCGGCUGCCGAUCCGGCCCAAAACAUGGCGCUUGAGCUUGAGCUCGAGAUUGCGGCCGAGGCCGUGGCCGAGGCUGAGACUGAGGCGAGCGCUUCUGCCGGCGCCAGCACCAGCGUCGCACCUGCUGCCCAGCAUCCGGUGGCGCCGCCCACGUCACCGGGUGCCGGCCUGGCUGUCUCGUCCAAGCCGUUGCCCAGCUCGCUUGAUCCGGAUCUGCACCCGCUGUAUCUGUGGCUCCUCCGAGCGCUGCUUGCGGAUCCCGCGGUGAAGGGCGCGAGCGGCCUUGCCGCCGAGCUCUCGGUACCAAACGCGGCCGGCAACACGGUGGUCCACGUCGCGGCCUCGCUCAACGAGGCUGCGAUUCUCAAAUCGCUCGUUCUCCACGGCGUCGCUCCAGAGACUGAGAACAGCAAGGGCGAGGAUGCCAUGCGGGUUGCAGUCGAAGCUGCCGCUGUCUCGUGUGUCCGGCAGCUGGUGCUGCUUGGCCACGGCGGGAGUCGGGCGCUCGACUGGUCAAUGGCGGCGGUGUCGGACCACGUGGCGACACUGGCGGCACUGGAAGGUGAGCUGGCCAAGGCUAACGAUCCGACGAUUGCCAAGCGGAUCCGCAAAAAGAACAAGGUCCUGCCCAAGGUCCGACAGGUGGUCAGUUCUGUGUGCACACUCCUGCAGCUCGGUGCCCCUUUUGAACCACGGCACGUGGAACAAGCUGCGGCGUUGGGCUCGGUCGACCUCUUGCGUGCUUUUGUGGUCUUUGGCGGCAUGACCGGCGACGAUCCGCGGUUCCGGCCGGCACUCGUCGCCAUUGUCGAGUCGAUCCGCAACGCUCUGCCGAGCUCUGGUGACCUCGUCCGGCACUAUGCCUGCCUCCACGCCCUUGUCGACGCUGGGCUUAACAUCGAGUGGCUCCUGACCUCGGAUGAGUCUCUGCUGGCACACGAGCAGCUUCUUGCAGCGCUGCUUUCGUUCCAGGAAGAGCCGUUUACAGCAGACGAUGCUGCGGCGCUUCUUGCGUCACGGUCAGGAAGCGCGAACGUGCUCGCACUAGAUGGCGGCGGCAUCCGUGGGCUCAUUCUGGUCGAGCUCCUGCGCGAGCUCAUGGCCGAGUGCAGCGCGCUGUGUUCGCGCGGUGACGCGCUGCAGGUCACAGACGUCUUUGACGUUCUCUGCGGGACAUCGACAGGGGGGAUCCUGGCGGCAGCGCUUGGCAUCAAGGGCCUCUCGCUCGACGACUGCUCGCGGCUGUACUUUGAGUUUGCCGCCGAGGUCUUUGCACGGUCGGAUCCGCCGUACGAGCCAGCGCGACUGGCAAGCAUUGUGGACUCCCUAAUUGGCAAGGAUGUGAUGAUGUCGAGCUUCACGGCGUCGCGGGUCUUUGUGGUUGCGACCAAUGCGACGCUACUUCCGCCAUCCACCUUCCUCUUCCGCAACUACGAGACGUCGUCAAAGUUUGCCUUUGAUGGCACUGCCGCUGGCACCGUGACCGACGCGCUGCUGGCGACGGCGGCGGCGCCGACGUUCUUCCCGCCGCAUCCGUUCCAUGACCCGGUCUUGCACCGAGACCUCGUGCUCUGCGACGGAGCGCUGGUGUACAACUCGCCGGUCAUCCCGGCGCUGCUCGAGACGGCGGACCUCGACGUGGCGCACGUGGUCAACCUGGGGACUGGGACGGCGCGGGCGCGCGGUCCGCGCUCUGUCGACGACCUCUCGCCGCGGAUCAUUCCCAAGAUUCUGCACUCGUCGGGCGGGUCAGGCUCGACGGUCAACCGCCUGGCGACGUCGCUGGUCUCGGGCAAUCUGCACAUGCGCGAGAUCAAUGCGUUCAAGAACGUGAUGGAGACGUUGACGUCGGCAUCGUUUGCGGCCAACGAGACACAGGCUGUCGAGUACAUGGCGGCGCAGCAGCACUCGGCGUUCAUGCGGUUCAACCCGUGGCUCUCGGACGCGCCGCUUGACGAGGGUGACCUGGUGGUCAUCGUCUCGCUCAUGUGGGAGGCGCGAUGCUACGCGCGGACGUCGCGGCCGCGACUUCGUGCGCUCGCGGCUUCGCUCAUCGCCUCUCGUCCAGAUCUGUGAAGUCAUGGUGCUACAGUCGUUUGGCUACUUGAUGGACUCUAUCUCACCGCUGUUGACAGUAGCGGGAGGCUGUGGCCGGUGCGCGAUGGAAGCGCGCGCAAGCCGGCAAAGGUACAUUAUGCG